CCUAAAUAGCUAUUUGUAAUUGUUUUCCACCUAAGAAUAAAAGUUAUUGUGUCAAAAUGUAAAAGAAUUUCCUCUAAAAUAUUGCAGUUAGACGAAUCGCCCUCAGUGAGGGGAAGGGGUGUUUUGUGUAACUUGGUCACAUGUCACCAUAAACAAACUGCAGUUUGACACCUUCGCCUCAAGCGCAGACACGCUCCGGUCAGAAACUGUCCCCGCACCAGUUAGAGACGGGCAGCUAUGGCGACUGUGGUGGACACGCAGGCUCAGCCACAAGUAGCUCUAUGUCUUCUUCCCCCAUAAAAUCCCGUCUCCACAUGAGAAAGAAGCUCUUCAGGCUCUCACUGUCGGUUCUGGAGGCUUGUAUGAACAAUUGUGGAAAGCGGUUCCGCAGCGAGGCAGCUAAGUUUCGCUUUCUGAAUGAACUUAUCAAAGUCUUAACGCCAAAGUCCUUUGGCGCGUGGAGUCCACAGAAAGUUAAAGACAGAGUCACGGAGGUCUUCUACGGCUGGACGCUCUGGCUUAAAGAGGAACCUAAGAUUCAGGAAGCCUACAACAUGCUGAAGAAACAAGGCAUCGUGAAGAAGGAUCCCACACUUCCAGACACAGUUGUUAUGGCUCCUCCACCUCAAAGAACCACAGAGUUUGUUUUUUGAUCAAGACGACAAGGCCAAGAUGUUGGUUAGACUACUGAGGAGUGGCCAUCCUGAAGACCUGGAAACCGCCAACAGGCUCAUUAAAAGCACCAUCCAGGAGGCGAGGAGCACUGCAGCACUGCUGGUCCUCAUAUUUGAUUUAAUGGUGGUAUGGAUGAAUCUUUGGAUGAAUCUUCGGUUGUGUCUUAGGAGCAGGAAAAGGCUGAGAAAGUGUCAAAGCGAGAGUCAACCCUGAUGGAGGUUGAGAGCAGCACCAACCAGCUGAGAGAGCUUCUGUAUCAGCACAUCGAUAAUGAAACCUCGUUACAAACCAGUGAUGACAUGAAGGCAUGUUGCGUUUCAAACUGAUGUUUGUUAAUAAUAUCCGACUGUUAACAACAAAAAUUACUUACCAGAGUCUUACUCCACCCACACUUCUUUUUUGAUAUUUCAUCACUGUUUUGGGUCUGUUACAGAUCUUGGCUGAACAUUUGUUAUUUUAUUGUAAAUUUCAGAUAUGCCAUGUAUUUAAAAUGUUCAAAUAAGUGUAACCGUCAGUACUGUUAUGACAUAUUUCCAUUAACACUAACAAGCUUCCGGUUUCACUCUGUAACCAGUUGCCACCCUCAGUUAGGCUGUCCCCAUAUCUGCCGGUCUUUAAGAGUUGCCUAAAACCCCACCUCCUCCGCUCGACGUUCCCCUGAACGUGUUUGAGGUCGGCCUUCUUUUUUGUUGAUUUUAUUUCCCUGUUUUCAUUGGUGUUUUUAUCCCUUGUUUUAUCCAUUUGUUUCUACUUUUAAAUGUUUUACCUUUUUUGCACUAUUUGAAUUGCUUUUAUUAUCUAUUUAUUCAUUGUGUUUCACAUUUCUUAUGUACUGUGUUCAGCGCCUAGGGCUUCCUGACAGGGUUUCGGAAGGCGCUUUAUAAAUAAAGCUCUGAUUGAUUGAUUUGAUUUACCUUGACAUUCUGACCAUAAACAUUAAAUUGCUCACUCUUGCAGUUUUAAA
Molecule: messenger RNA, 1639 nt
Organism: Nothobranchius furzeri (turquoise killifish)
Lineage: Eukaryota; Metazoa; Chordata; Actinopteri; Cyprinodontiformes; Nothobranchiidae
Source: RefSeq, a predicted model, not a curated record